Molecule: messenger RNA, 1641 nt
Organism: Phoenix dactylifera (date palm)
Lineage: Eukaryota; Viridiplantae; Streptophyta; Magnoliopsida; Arecales; Arecaceae
Source: RefSeq, a predicted model, not a curated record
AUGGCUUCGGAAGACACUGCUAGCUCUGUUUUUAUGGCCAUUUGUUGUUAUGGUAGCGAAGCUGUGAUUAUUUCCAUCUCAAAAGACACAAUUCUUGAUCAAAUUUUUAAGGAAAUAGUUGAAAGGUGGAGACAUUUAUCUUCUACAAUGAUAGAAGUUAAGUUUUAUAUUCCAAAUAAGUCUAAAAUGCUUGUUACGCUCAUGAGCGAUAAGGAUGUUCGUAACAUGCAUGAAAUACACGUCAACUUAAAUGCCAAGGUGAUCGAGAUGGUUGUUACUCAUUCUCCAAUCUUGAUCGAAGGUGCUGCUGUGGUAAUUGAGAGUGGCUCAUCGCAUUGUCCUGAAAUUAGUUCGAGAGGGAAAAAAUUUUCGAAGGGUAGCUCAAGUAAUUUUGGUCAAGUUGUUGAAGAAACAAGAGCCGCAAUUGAAGAGGAAGCAAGUCAAAAAAAUUCGUUGGAUGAUUGGAAAAAUAGUAUAGAGGGUGUUGGUCAGGAGUUCAUGAAUGUGGAAACUCUACGUGACACCAUUCGCAACUAUUGCAUUGCAAAUUGCAGGGAUUUUAUCUUCGUGAAGAACGAUCGUGAUCGAGUUACUGUAGAAUGUGUUUAUGAAGGUUGCGAAUGGCGUAUUCAUGCUUCUCGCCUUGGGAAUGGUGAAAAGUUUGUAAUUAAAAAAAUGCACUGUAACCACACAUGUGGAGGAGGAUUGCAAGUGCGGUCUCAUCCAAAGGCUUCAAAACGUUGGGUUUCCAAAAUUGUUAAAGAUCAACUUCAAGAUAUGCCGUUAUAUAAGCCGAGUGAUAUUGUAAAGGAUAUUCGAAGACAAUAUGGUGUUGAAUUGCCGUAUCAUCAAGCUUGGCGUGGUAAGGAGGUGGCUAUGAUGGAUCUUUAUGGUAAUAGCCGGCUAUCUUAUGAACGGAUUCGCUGGUAUUGCGAUGCCAUUCGUCAGACCAACCCCGACAGCAUUGUAGAGUAUGAAACAAUUGAUGGUCGAUUCAGACGUCUAUUCAUUUGUUUUCAUGCUUCACUAAUGGGUUUCAUAAAAGGAUGUCGUCCUCUGAUUUUUAUGGAUAGCACAUUUAUAAAGCAUAAGGAUGGAGGUGUAUUGCUUGGAGCCACUUCCAAAGAUGGAAAUGAUGAUAUGUUUCCUAUAGCUUAUGGUGUUGUAGAUACAGAAAGUGAUGAAAAUUGGGAAUGGUUUUGCCGGUUUCUGAAAGAAGCUAUUCAUAGUUGUACUGAGUAUAGUGGUCAACAGUUCACAUUUAUGACGGAUAGACAUCAGGGCAUUAUUAAAUUCGUGCCGAAGUACUUUCCUGAUUCUUACCACUCAUAUUGUAUACGUCAUGUGAAAGAAAACUUCAAGAAUCAGGUCCUUGUCCAUUAUCAUGCAGCUGAGAGAAAGAGGCUCAUUGAUUUACUAAAUGCUGCUGCCUAUACACCAAGGCUUACUGUAUUCCGAAAGCUAAUUGCAAAGCUUACAUCAGAAGCCCCUGGUGCUACCACCUUUCUCCUACAUGCAAAGCCGGAGCAUUGGGCUCCAGAUCCACGCUGGGGCAUCAUGACAUCGAAUGUGGCAGAGUCUUUUAAUAGUUGGGUCGUGGAGGCUCGUCAUCUCCCUGUGCCUCAGAUGGUUGCCAUAUAA